GACGUCAUCAGCCAGCGACCACAGGAUCGGUGCUGUUAUGUCGCUCCUUCAAAGCCAGCAGGUAGGUCAUGUUUGGGCUUAAAUUCACCGUGAUUGUUCAGAAAUGAGCGGCUUCGUGUGAAGGACCGUGACCCCCAGCAUCGCUGCGUGGAUCCGCGCUCCGCUCCCUCCUCCAGCCGCUCCACGGGCGCUGCUGACCGGACCCGAAGGCCCACAUGACGGCGUCCACCCGCUCUGCCGUGUUGUCCCUCUACACGCGUGUGUUUCGCAUCGCCAGGGCCUGGCAGGCCCAGACGGGCGUCAUGAGCGACACGGAGACGGAGAGACGCUACAUCGUGCAGGAGGCCCGUUCUCUGUUCAGACAGAACCAGCAGCUCACGGAUCAAGAAUCCAUAAAGAGGUGCAUAGAGGAAUGCGAAGCAAGGAUAGAAAUCGGUCUACACUACAGGAAUCCUUAUCCCAGAGCUACGCAUCUCCCCCCGCUGGGUCUGGCCACUCAGAGGGGCCGCAGGCUGCGAGCUCAGCAGCGCCUCAGGAAGCAGGCCAAACCCAUCUACCUGCAGUCACACGACGACACCUGAAGGCUGACGGCCCUGAUACCCGGUCCUCGGCUCAGGUUACCUGGCGGAGGAAACUGGAGAGCAGGCGCUGAGUUUCUGCCUGCAGCUGCUGAUGCAGGAUCAGCCGGCGUUAAGGAGGAGACGCAUUUCUGUCUAAGUUUAAGUUCAGCUGGGCUGUCGCUGUGGGUUUAUGUCUGUAGCAGGUCCAAUUACUGUACAUUAUUCCUCAUGUCUAAAUGUUAAUGUAACUAUUAAAGUGUCUGAAUGUUCAUAAUGUUAUAAAACCUGUUAAGAAAA
Fundulus heteroclitus (mummichog) is the source of this 857-nucleotide messenger RNA. RefSeq names its product LYR motif containing 1 (gene lyrm1). Gene Ontology annotation, cellular component: mitochondrion. Bases 216 to 581 code for a protein of 121 amino acids. The record is from RefSeq and is a predicted model, not a curated record. The transcript has 5 exons. NCBI's taxonomy places the organism in Eukaryota, Metazoa, Chordata, Actinopteri, Cyprinodontiformes, Fundulidae.